AUGACGGGGUUGUGGAGCUGGGGUGCGUUUGGCAGGUUUAUACUGCUUCCUUUGCUUGCGCCAUGCACCCUGAUGCUAGUUUGUGCGCCAGAGUCUCUCUCUCAUCCACAGCCAUGUCAGAUUUUAAAAAGGAUUGGGCACACCGUGAGAGUUGGAGCCGUGCACCUGCAGCCCCGUGGCUACCGUAAAAACGACGCCGGGGUUGAGGAUUUCACAGGGGAUGUAGAUACAGAAGGACUGACGCGCAGUGCAGAGGAGGAAGAGUUUGAAAUAAGCACGAAAAGUGGAAAUGAGUACGUUCCGAGGAGUAAUAGGACUAAAAGCUCGAUAAACAACCAGCACAUGGGCGCAAAAAGUAAAUUUGGAAAGAAAACUGUGGAAACGGAAACGAGUUUGUUUUUACCCAGAGAAUCUAUUCUGCUGGCCACAGACAUACUCAACCGCAUGGCAGGUCUUUUACCUUACAACUUAUCUCUGGAGGUGGUGAUGGCCGUUGAAGCGCGACUUGGGGAGUUGCCUGCAUUUUCGUUUUCCUCCUCGCCUUCAACAGUCUAUUCGGAUCCCCUGUCUUUUCUGCAAAGUGUCUGCAACACUGUGGUUGUUCAAGGAGUAUCUGCUAUCUUAGCUUUUCCACAAAACAGGGACGAGCUAUUAGAGUUGGAAUUCAUAUCUUCUGCCCUUCAAAUACCUGUAAUCAGUAUUGUUCAAAACAUGUUCAAACGACAAAGUAAGAAUCCACUGCAUUUCCAGAUGACCAUGCAGAAUCCUCCAACGCCUCAAGUGAACAUACUUUUCUCUCUUCUGUCCAUGAAUAAUUGGUAUGAUGUCAGCGUUUUGUUGUGCGCAGAACGGAACAUCUCAGAAUUUGUCUUUCUGCUGCGUAAUAACUCCAGAUUUCACCUUGGACCCAUUGUUAACAUCUCUAUAAACAGCAGCUCAAAAAGUGACGUUCAGUCUUCUCUGCAAGGUUACCUGGAGUCCUUAAAGGAUUCUACAUCAACUGUUGUAACUUUUGGAUGUAACAUAAGGGACAUUAGAAAGAUAUUCAGUGCUUUAACAAAGCUUGGGCUGAUGCUGCCGGAAUACCACUGGAUUUUGGGAGAUUCACAGAACGUUGAAGAACUGAGGAUAGAUGGACUGCCUAUGGGUAUUUUGGCACAUGGGAAGAUGUCAGAACCAGCUUUGGAUCAUUACGUCCAGGAUGCACUGGAGCUGGUGGCCAGGGCAGUGGGGACAGCAGCAUACAUAACCCCAGAACUUGCACUGCUUUCAAGCACCACAAACUGUAUGGUUAUGGAGGACAGGACCCUGACCUCAGGAAAAUAUCUGUCCAGAUUUCUGGCCAACACAUCAUUUGAUGGUCUGAGCGGCUAUAUCCAGUUACAGGAGGAGUCUGUAAUCACCUCAGAGAGCCACUACUUCAUCUGGAACCUGCAGCAUGACCCCAUAGGGAACCCUAUGUGGACGCGUUUGGGCAGGUGGAAGCAAGGCAGAGUGGUGAUGGACUACGGGGUGUGGCCGAAUAAGAGACAGCACCAUCAGGGCGGUGACUGGAGGCAGUCCUCUCGCCUGCACCUACGAGUGGUCACCCUGGUGGAGCACCCCUUUGUCUUCACCCGGGAGGUGGAUGAGGAGGGCCUGUGCCCGGCAGGACAGCUAUGUUUGGACCCGCUCACCAAUGACACCGCCGUGCUGGAGAAGCUCUUCUUCAGCCUCCGGGAGCUCAAUGACACCGUUCCUAUCGAGCUCAAGAAGUGCUGCUAUGGCUACUGCAUUGAUCUUCUGGAGAAGCUGGCCGAGGACAUGGGCUUUGACUUUGACCUCUACAUAGUUGGCGACGGUAAGUAUGGUGCCUACAAGAACGGCCGCUGGACAGGGUUGGUGGGAGACCUCUUGAGCGGGGCGGCCCACAUGGCCGUCACCUCUUUCAGCAUCAACUCUGCCCGCAGCCAGGUGAUUGACUUUACCAGCCCGUUCUUCUCCACCAGCCUGGGCAUACUGGUCAGGACCAGAGACACAGCGGCACCCAUCGGGGCCUUCAUGUGGCCCUUGCACUGGAGCAUGUGGCUUGGGAUAUUUGUGUCUUUGCACGUCACCGCCAUGUUCCUCACUCUUUACGAAUGGAAGAGCCCUUUUGGAAUGACCCCGAAAGGCAGGAACAGAAAGAAGGUCUUCUCUUUCUCGUCGGCCCUUAAUGUCUGUUAUGCCAUCUUGUUUGGGAGGACAGCCGCCAUAAAGCCACCAAAGUGUUGGACAGGCAGAUUCCUCAUGAACCUUUGGGCCAUAUUUUGCUUGUUUUGUCUAUCCACAUACACAGCUAAUUUGGCUGCUGUGAUGGUUGGGGAAAAAACGUAUGAACAACUCUCAGGAAUACAUGAUCCCAAGCUCCAUCAUCCAUCCCAGGGUUUCCGGUUUGGAACUGUUCGGGAGAGCAGCGCAGAGGAUUACGUGAAGAAAAGCUUCCCAGAGAUGCAUGAGUACAUGAGACGCUACAAUGUGCCAACAACACCUGAUGGCAUAGGUCAUCUGAAGGAUGAUCCCCAGAAACUCGAUGCCUUCAUUAUGGACAAAGCGCUCUUAGACUAUGAAGUUUCCAUAGAUGCUGACUGCAAGACUCUCACAGUGGGGAAACCAUUUGCAAUUGAAGGCUAUGGCAUCGGCCUUCCGCAGAACUCCCCACUUACCUCAAAUAUUUCUGAGUUGGUCAGUCAGUACAAGUCGGACGGAUUCAUGGACAUGCUGCAUGACAAGUGGUACAAAGUGGUACCAUGCGGGAAAAGAAGUUUCGCUGUGACAGAGACAUUGCAGAUGGGAAUCAAACACUUCUCAGGGUUAUUUGUCAUGCUGUGUGUAGGGGUUGCUUUGUCCCUUCUGACCACAUUAGCUGAGCACAUUGUCUACCGGCUGGUGAUUCCCAGAAUUAAAAAAAAGCCACACUUCAAGUACUGGCUUCACACAAGUCAGAGAUUACAUCGGGCACUUAACUCAUCCUUCAGUGAAGAAAAACUACAGACAGUGGCCAAAACAGAGAAAAGGUGCAAUGUUGGAAAAAACAAACAAGUGCCAUGGAACACCUCCGACAACUCAAACUGCAGCAGACAAAACCUUCCAGUUCCAGAGGGCCAGAAUGACCUGGACUUCACGCAAUGCAAAAACCUCCUCAUACCUCCUCAGGUUAAAAGGGUGCUCCCCCUACAGGCCACCUCCAACGGCAAGACAGACUUACUUAGCUUGGCUCCGAAUCCUAUUGUGGAAGAGCUCACGGAUCUGGAGACUCAAAUACAGGUCAUUAAGCAGGAGCUGCAGCUGGCCAUGAAGAAGAAAAAACAACUGGAGCAGUACCAGCAAACCAACAAGAAAACAUAAUCCCAGAAUAAUGCAUGUGGUUAAAUUUUAAUUGUAGGAGCAAAUCGUAUGAAACUUUGAAUUCGGA
Messenger RNA from Megalops cyprinoides (Indo-Pacific tarpon), 3433 nucleotides. It is a transcript of the gene grin3a, whose product is annotated as glutamate receptor, ionotropic, N-methyl-D-aspartate 3A. The record is from RefSeq and is a predicted model, not a curated record. The transcript has 9 exons. Gene Ontology annotation, molecular function: NMDA glutamate receptor activity; transmitter-gated monoatomic ion channel activity involved in regulation of postsynaptic membrane potential. NCBI's taxonomy places the organism in Eukaryota, Metazoa, Chordata, Actinopteri, Elopiformes, Megalopidae. Gene Ontology annotation, biological process: synaptic transmission, glutamatergic; monoatomic ion transport; modulation of chemical synaptic transmission. Gene Ontology annotation, cellular component: postsynaptic membrane; plasma membrane. The coding region runs from base 1 to 3366 and encodes 1121 amino acids.